AUGGCGGGCGCAAGUCGCCGGUCGUUUCCGCUGACUCGGCUCUCCCCGUCCGGACCUGCGGCACAUUUCACACGGCUACGAUGUGCUCCGCCGAUUCUGCCAACAACACCCCGCCGCUCCCUCUCCACAACCAGCGCUCGCUCCGUAACCCACUCGUCCGGCCCAUUCGAGCCUCUCCGCCCUCCGAACCCCUCGACGCUCGGCGCGCCCCGUCCAGCCCGCAGUUUCCGGCGCUCCCGCCGCUGGGCGCGGCGCUUCCUCAUACUCUCAGCCGUGCUUGGAACAGGCUAUCUGGCGGACCAGCAACUGUACGCCUCGGGCAUCGCGCGCUCGCUACGCACCUUCGGCCUGGGCCUCUGGGUGGCGUUGGACUACAAGAUCAACUUCCGCCCCGAGCCGCUGCCGCUGAUCGGGAGCGAGGGCGGCAUUCCGGCGCUGCAUCGCCGCAGCGCCGAGAGGCUGUUCAACCUGCUGCGCGAGAACGGUGGGCUGUACCUCAAGAUCGGACAGGCGAUUGCCAUGCAGAGCGCCGUGAUGCCGCCCGAGUUCCAGCGCAUGUUUGCGCGCAUGUUUGAUGAUGCGCCGCAGGACGACUGGGAGGCGGUGGAGAAGGUCAUCAGGGAGGACUUCGGCGGCCGGAGCGUCGAGGAGGUGUUUGGCGUCAGCUUUGCUGGCGUCGAGGGAAAGGGAGUCAUGGAGCGGUCCGCCAGGGCGAGCGCGUCCGUUGCGCAGGUGCACUGGGCGAGGUUACCUGACGGGAGGGAGGUUGCUAUUAAGAUCCAGAAACCCGAGAUUGCGAAGCAGAUCGGGUGGGAUCUGUGGGCCUUCAAGGUCGUCAUGAAGGUGUACACAUGGUGGUUUGACCUACCAUUGUAUUCCUUGGUGCCUUUCAUUACCGAACGGUUAAUGUUGGAGACGGACUUUGAGAACGAGGCGAAGAACUCGGAGAUCAUGCGCCAGCUCGUGAACCAGGAACCGAGUCUACGGGGCAGAGUCUACGUUCCACCGGUCUAUCCUGAACUCAGUUCUAGGCGCGUCCUCACAACCGAGUGGAUCGAAGGCGUGAGGUUAUGGGAUAAAGAGGCCCUCACUAAACCCUGGCUGGGAGGCUACGGGAAGGGCUCGGCGGGGGUUCAUGGCACACAGUUGAACCCCCCAGAUAUAGAGGCCAUACGGCGGGAGUUGCGGGAGAACCCACACAGCCAAAAUCUAAAGCCGGAGCGGACAGAAUGGAGAGGGCGCCGUGGCCAGGGAGGACUCGGCGUGUCUACCAAGGAGGUCAUGACCACCAUGAUUGACCUCUUCUCCGCCCAGAUUUUCAAGUGGGGUGUUGUCCACUGUGAUCCGCACCCAGGCAACAUCUUUAUCCGACGGCUGCCUAAUGGAUUGCCCGAGCUUGUGCUGAUCGACCACGGGCUUUAUGUCUACAUGAGCGACAAGUUCCGGCAUGAAUAUGGCAUCUUUUGGAAGGCCCUGAUGACGUUUGACAACAAGACGAUCGCCGAGAUUACCGAAAAAUGGGGCAUCAAGGCCGCCGACUUGUUUGCCUCGGCCACGCUGUUGCGUCCUUACGAAGGUGGCGACCAACAGUUCCAAAGGGGGAUGCUGAGUGCGCUGGACGAUAAAAAGACAGCAAGCCAGCGGCAGUACGAGAUGCAGCAGAAGAUGAAGCAGGGUAUGCGCGACAUGUUGGCGGACGAGGAGAAGUGGCCAAAGGAGCUCAUCUUCAUUGGGAGGAACAUGCGGAUUGUGCAAGGCAACAAUGCGUACAUGGGCUCGCCGGUCAACAGAAUCAAGAUGAUGGGCGAGUGGGCUAGUCGGUCCCUGUUUCAGGACCCGAACCUGCCCUUGCGCCAGAGGGCCAUCAACAUUUGGCAGCAUCUUUUGUUCAAGGCGGUUCUGUUCCUGUCGGAUGUCGCCUUCCACUUUUUCAGGCUGAAGCAGCUUCUCGGCCGCGGCGGCGGGAUGGAAGACGAGGUUGAAGCAAGGUUAAAGGAUGUGGCCAAGGAGUUCGGCGUCGAGCUCCAGCAUGACGUCUUCGAGGGGUGA
Messenger RNA from Chaetomium strumarium, 2049 nucleotides. RefSeq names its product ABC1 family-domain-containing protein. Lineage: Eukaryota; Fungi; Ascomycota; Sordariomycetes; Sordariales; Chaetomiaceae. The transcript has 3 exons. The coding region runs from base 1 to 2049 and encodes 682 amino acids. The record is from RefSeq and is a predicted model, not a curated record.